CCUUACAUUACAGAACACCAGGUGGCGCAUCAAGUAAAAAUAACAAAAAUGGCACAGACGGUAUUUCUGCUUAUGGCAGGUGGACAAAUUGAAUCGGCAGAGUUUCCAGAGUUUGAUGAUAUUUAUUGUAAAUACUGCUUUACAUAUGGAUCAGAUUGGUUGAUAACUUCGGGUUUGGAAGAAGGCAUCACACAAAUAACUAAGAAAAGUAAAGACGACAGGCAAGAGUUUGUAUGGAACUUUCCCCUAGAUAUCACCUUCAAGAGCACCAAUCCACAUGGAUGGCCACAGCUGGUCAUCCAUUGCUAUGGAAUUGACGUAUUCGGACAGGAUGUUGUGAGAGGUUACGGAAUGUGCCAUGUCCCAAUCACACCAGGAAGACACAAGCGGAAAGUACCCAUGUUUGUUCCUGAAUCAGCAUCAGCACUUCAAAAAUUCACAGCAUGGUUUCUGGGGAGGCGGCCAGAAUUUGUUGACCCCAAGGUUGUGGCUCAGGGAGAGGGAAGAGAAGUUACACGAGUGCGGUCUCAGGGUUUCGUGACAGUGUCUUUUAAUGUCGUUUCAAAGGAUAUGAAGAAAUUAGGUUAUGAUGUCAUUCCAUCAGAGGUCUCUACAACAGUCGUGCCAGAUAAUGUAGGCAUGGCUAAAGGGCAGACAGAGGCAUAGUAUCACCGUUAACUGUUUAGUAAUUCUAUAGUUGAGACAUUCUAAUUGUCAUGAAGAAAUCCCAAGUGCUGCUUUUAGAACCUGGCAAGAAUCAUAUGUUUGUGUAAAAUGAUGAAUUAUUACAUUCCAAAUCCUGGUGUGAAGUGUUCAUUAGGACAUCAAAUUUAGAAAAAUUCUUCCACAGUAUUUUUAUUCCGAAAUUGAAUAACUAGCCUGUUUCAUUCAUGAUCAUACGACAGUUAAGAUAUGUUUGUUUUUUAUAAAGAAAAAUGUGGAAAGUGUGUAAAUAAUAACUUGUUGCUAUGCAUGUGAACACAUAUCCAUUCAUCAUUACAGUUACGUACGACAUCAGUAUGUAUGGUUAGUCGAUGUUUUGAUAGUUGUGCUAAUGCAAACACGUGUUUGUCAGACAUGUCUUUAGUACAAACACAAAAAAGGGAAAUUAUGCUUUUUGCACCUUUCAUUUUCAUGUGAAAGUAAGCAGUAAUUGUCGGAGGGUGCACCAGCCAUGUCACCAGAACUUGAUGUAGUUUUAUGUUCACCAGCCAUGUCACCAGAACUUGAUGUAGUUUUAUGUUACACAAGAAAUGAAUGUUAUGCAGGAAAGCUUGGCUUGUGAGAGUCUUCAUUUUGUUCUGAAACAAAAUGGGAUAUUAGGUGUAAGUUGACUUAAGUUUUCAAAUACCAGGAGCUACCUACAAAUAAUUGAAUGCUGAAAGUACUUUACAUAAACAGUGUAUCUCACUAAAACCGUCCAUUUAUAUCAUUAUUUAUUGUAUAAUAUGCAAAGAUAAUGUGAAAACGCAACAUUUUUAUAAUUAUAAAUUGUAUGUAAAUAUAUCUACAAGACGUAGGUACAUUGUAUUUUAAAAUGUGUAUAA
Molecule: messenger RNA, 1547 nt
Organism: Mizuhopecten yessoensis (Yesso scallop)
Lineage: Eukaryota; Metazoa; Mollusca; Bivalvia; Pectinida; Pectinidae
Product: B9 domain-containing protein 1-like
Exons: 6
Coding region: 49-666 (205 amino acids)
Biological process (GO): cilium assembly
Cellular component (GO): MKS complex
Source: RefSeq, a predicted model, not a curated record